Xyrauchen texanus (razorback sucker) is the source of this 3713-nucleotide messenger RNA. RefSeq names its product E3 ubiquitin-protein ligase RNF182-like. The record is from RefSeq and is a predicted model, not a curated record. The transcript is spliced from 2 exons. The coding region runs from base 137 to 910 and encodes 257 amino acids. Lineage: Eukaryota; Metazoa; Chordata; Actinopteri; Cypriniformes; Catostomidae.
UGAAAACAGUUGCAGUGGAAAGCACUGUGGAACAGUGAAGUAUCACUCACACAAACAAUCAAAGGACAACCAAAUAACUCAAACAACCCUGGAGGAGCCAGAGGCAGAGACUGCACAGCACGAGCAUGAGGUCACAAUGAGCUGUGCUCAGGCUGUACUGGAGGAGAGCUCUGCUAAUGCCAGUGCAAAUGCUAACACCAGACUCAACAGCACCACCAGCGAUGAGUUGGAGUGCAAAAUCUGCUACCAGCGCUACAAUGCACACAACCGCAAACCCAAGAUUCUGGACUGUCUGCACCGUGUGUGCGCCAGAUGCCUCAAUAAGAUCCUGGACAUGGGGGAUGGCUGCAGCUGCAUCAGCUGUCCUUUCUGCCGUCAUGAGACACAGGUCAGCGAAUACGAAGUGGCCGGACUGCCCGAUGACUCAAACAUAAUGUCCCAUCUGGCGGUGCGGGACAAGUCCUGGAGCUCUGACCACAGUAAAGAGGUGGUGCUGACACCCAAAAGCCUGUCCUCCAAUGAAAGCCCCUCACAUGACUCCUCCAACUGCCUGGUCAUCACCAUCAUGGAGGUGCAACGGGACCAGCAGCGCUCACCCAGCCAAAAUGCCAGUUCUGAUUACUACGGUGACCACAGUUUGGACACUGUCUCCAUGGCAUCCAACAGCAUCGCGGUGGACCAAGACAUGCUGUCCAAGUUCUGUAAUCACGUGCCCCGGGUCUUAGUGUGGCUGUUGGGCUUUUUCUACUUUGGUUCACUGCCGCUGGGCAUCUACUUGCUUGUGAUCCAGAGAGUGACUCUGGGGAUUGUGUGUGUCAGCCUGGUGCCAUCCAGCCUCACAGUCUGUCUAGUCUAUGGCUUCUGCCAGUGUCUGUGCCAGGGCAUGUGCGAUUGCUCCAACAGAGGGUGACUGGUAUUAAAUAGGUCAGAGGGAAAAAAACUAGGCUAUUUCAUCUCACCACACUGAGAGGAGAUAAAAAAUAAGCUCUAUACAUCAGAAUAGUCCCUGAAUCUCAUUGCUGCAAUUAAAAUGAAAUUCGUACCAUCUGGCUUUGAAACGAUGUGCACAAGCAGCUUUGAUAAGAGGACGGUCAAGCACUAAACGGAAGGUCAGUCUAGAGGAAACACUAUUAACUUAACAUACCUUCAAGCACUGGCAUUCUGAAGUAAACAGUUGACCUUAAAAGAGCUUUCCAUGCAAAUCAGAUGAUGAUGCAUGAGUGGGAGUUUAUCAAAGUAGAGUGGAAGGACUUCAAGAUUUAUGUGUAUAGCCAUGCAGAGCAGAUGAGCCAUCAAGCUAAAAGUUUAAUAAGGAUAAUUCUUAUUGUUGUGAAAUAAACUGCCCUUAUUCUCUCUGCCAUAACUUUAAGGCUCCAUGAGAAAAGAGAACUGAUUGUUGAUUUUGUUGUGUUUAACAUGGCAAAGCACAAAAGACCCACACCUCAUUGAAGUGUCACAUUGGGACAAUGAAAGCUUGAAUGAAAGCUGACAUGACACAAAUGCUCCAGGAAUUAAAUAAUUGAGCACAUACAGUCCAUAUAUCACUGAAGUCUGAGAGCUGCACAAAGAAAGGGGAAAUAUGUGCUAUUGGGCAAAAUGUGUGCAAGAUGUUAUCUAAACUCAAUUAUAACCGGCCUGCAGCAAGGAGCAGCUGAAGAGGGUGGGGAGGUUCUGCAAGAUGAAGAUCUUACAGCCAUAACUAAGGUGAUGUUCUGGCUUUAAAGGGUUUAGUUCACCCCAAAAUGAAAAUUCUCUCAUCACUGACAAAUUAAGAUUUUCAGAAGAAUAUCUCUGCUCUGUAGGUCCAUACAAUGUAAGUGUAUAGUAAUCAGGCCUUUGAAGCACCAAAAAGAAGAUCAGCAUAAACAUAAUCCAUCAGACUCCAGUGGUAUAAUCAGUGUCUUCUGAAGCGAUCCAGUUGGUUUUAGGUGACAACAGACCAAAAUAUAACUCUACAAAUGUUUCCAUUAUCGUGGUUAGAGACUGCAAUGGCAAGAUGUACAGUAAAAAAGUUACUUUUGGUCUGUUCUCACCCAAAACCAACUGGAUCACUUCAGAAGACAAUGAUUAAACCACUGGAGACAUAUGGGUUACUUUUAAGUUGACUUUAUCUCCUUUUCGGAGCUUCAGAGGCCUGAUCACCAUUCACUUUCAUUGUAUGGACUUACAGAGCUGAAAUAUUAGUUAAAAAAAUCUUUGUUCGUGUUCUGCAGAAGUAAGAAAGACAAACACAUCUAGGAUGGCAUGAGGGUGAGUAAUUGAUUAGAAAAUUGUCAUUUUUGGGUGAACUAUCCCUUUAAUAAAAAUGUAAGCAUUUUGCAUUUUACUGUCCAUUUGGAUUUAAACCAUUUGCCAAGAGCCUUAACCUAAACCCUGACCUUUAUCUAAAAUCUAUUCCUUUAAAGGGUAACAUUGACUUUUACAACCACAGCAGCUCUGUAAUCCUUCACUCAAUCCCAGUGUUUCUUCUCGCUGCAGGUUCUUUACUGAACCUUUACCUUGGUUUCCAAUGAGAGUCAUUCAUCAUGCUAAACUUCAGCUACAGACAUACAUUUAGAAUUUUGCCAGACAGAUACAGCUUUUUAUUUAUUUCUAAAGCACAUUUAAAACAAAUGUUAACCAAAGUACUGUACAAUAAGUUCAAUCAAAAUAAAAACAUUAAGAUUAAUAGAACACAAAACAGUGCCUUGAAUUUGUAUUUAAUCAAACCUCAAAAACUGGAAAUACUGUACGUUUUCUGUCUAGCCAACAAAUGCUUAUGAAAUAUAAGAGGACACAUUAAUGCGAUAAAAAGACACUAAUGACAAUAGUAAAAUUUACAUGAACUAUGUUUGGUUUAACAACAGUUUUUAUUGAACUCAGUCGUAAGAAUGAAUUUCUAAACAGUCCACAUCAAAUCCACCUCUUAAUCACUGUAUCCCACACUCCCUAAAUAUAAUUUGACAAUGAGAAGAAUAUGCCUGACCAUGUAACUAAAACAGCUCUCAUCAUCCAAAAAUUCCAUUUAGAACUGUAUUUAUACACAAUCAUUUCAGGCAAAUAUGGGGCAUACAUUUUAAUAACCCAUGAAUAAUUUACACACAGUAUUCUCUCUUCCUGUGGGAACUUUCUCUUCCCUUGUUUCCACAGACUUGUUCCCUCUCACCAUUUUUCUUUCAACCACCUCCUCAUCUUCUUUUUAAUUCAACCAUCCAUCCAAUGUCUCCCGUUCAUCAUGAAUCCUUCCCUCUCCUAGCUUAAAUGUUUUUUAUAUUUUUGAAUCUGAUUGAAGAGAUGCAAUUUAGACUCUAAUCCUUCCACUCAGUGCACAUCCAUAAACAGCGCCAGGGGGCUCAGUCACACUUUUUUAGCACUGUCAAAUCUGAAAUCUUAACUAGUACCAAUACAGUGAGUGAGUGAGUGUGUGUGUGUGUGUGUGUGUGUGUGUGUGUGUGCGUGUGUGUGUGUGUGUGAGCGUGUAUUUAUCACUUUGUGGGGACCAAAUGUCCCCAUAAGGAUAGUAAAACCCGAAAUUUUUGACCUUGUGGGGACAUUUUGUUGGUCCCCAUGAGGAAAACAGCUUAUAAAUCAUACUAAAGUAUGUUUUUUGAAAAUGUAAAAAUGCAGAAAGUUUUCUGUGAGGGUUAGGUUUAGGGGUAGGGUUAGGUUUAGGGGAUAGAAUAUAAAGUUUGUACAGUAUAAAAACCAUUAUGUCUAUGGAAAGUCCCCAUAAA